Messenger RNA from Penicillium mononematosum, 1173 nucleotides. RefSeq lists its product as uncharacterized. The coding region runs from base 1 to 1173 and encodes 390 amino acids. The record is from RefSeq and is a predicted model, not a curated record. NCBI's taxonomy places the organism in Eukaryota, Fungi, Ascomycota, Eurotiomycetes, Eurotiales, Aspergillaceae. The transcript has a single exon.
AUGAUCCAGUCUGAGAUUCUAGUGCAUAUCGCCGCCCCUAGCACUGCACAAGAUGAUGCACGCUAUAGAGCCCAAGUGGCCGCUAUCCUGGAAUUCCAAUGUGCCUCACGCCAGCCACUGAUGGAGAGCAAGUCCUCAGCUCCCGAUUCAGAUCACGUCCCCUUCUCCAGUGCCGCACAUUCCUCGCCCUCGACGACUCAACACGAGGCCUCGCCAAUAUUGCGGGAGGCGCCCCGGCCCGCAUACGCGACCUUAUCCUCGGAUCGUCGCUUACUCCCUGAGAGUGAAGGCGCGACUCCACGCCAACCCAUCAACUCAAAUCAUCCCGACUCCCUCGAGAGUCUCAUCAGCGUCAUUCCAGACUCGCAACCCGAGAUCGCCGAGGAACUAGUCCAAUCUCGUGCAGAACUAUCGCCUCCAUCGCAGCUUGCUCCACCUCCCAAAAGACCUCGCACAUCCCCGGCCUCCCCUAGUCCGGCUCAACCGGUUUUAAUUGCAGACUCUCCUGCAGCGGACCAGCCCGCUGCAGCUCACAAAGUGAUCCCCGUCGAGAAUCAGGUCCAUCCUCUCCCCACUGGUUCCCCCCAAAUCCCCAUCUCAAUACCCAGCUCGGAUCAAGAUGGACAUGGACCAGGUUACAUUUCUCACCCGACCACAUCACAUCAUAUUUCCGCCACAAUCCCUAAUCUCAUCAAUCUCUCUGCCCUCCCUCUCGAAAUCCAUCCCCCAAAACCACCUAUCUCCACUGCCCCUUACACUACCCAUAUCACCCCAACCCUAUCAAUGCUCGCAGAGCGUCUAAACCCAGCCCGGACCUACAAACCAUCCACUCAAACCCGCCCCCUCGACCCCCUAGAACGGGGCUACUGGCUCGUGCACCUCGCUAUCGAGAACCAAGUCCAAAACCAAGACCGAGAUCCAGCCGAUCUGCUCCAAACCCCAAUCCCAAACCCAGACCCCGAGCAUGGAACCACUAACCCCAUUCAAAAGCCAACCGAAAACCCGAACCCAAAGUCAAAAGAGAAUGCACGAACCUGGCCUUACCCGCUCUUUCACGCCUUCUGGUCCUUCCUCUCGGAUUUCGUAGGUAGGGACGGCCGUGCGGGCUGGGGGGGUCUGGUGUAUUCUCGAGGCUGCCCCAUCAACGCUCUCACACACGCACGUCUCUCUUAA